Messenger RNA from Chenopodium quinoa (quinoa), 714 nucleotides. RefSeq lists its product as uncharacterized. The transcript has 2 exons. The record is from RefSeq and is a predicted model, not a curated record. The coding region runs from base 1 to 714 and encodes 237 amino acids. NCBI's taxonomy places the organism in Eukaryota, Viridiplantae, Streptophyta, Magnoliopsida, Caryophyllales, Amaranthaceae.
AUGGACUUCACAUUGAAACAAGAUGAUAGUAGUGUGUGGCGCCUAACUAGAAUCUACGGCUUUCAUGAGGAAGGGAUAAAACAUGAGACUUGGAAGCUUUUAGAAAAUCUGGGAGAAGGGAAUGUGUCACCAUGGUUAUGCUUCGGAGAUUUCAAUUGUACUCUGAUGCAUUGCGAAAAACAGGGUGGUAAUCCCAAAAACCAGAACGAAAUUGAUGGCUUUCGAGAGUCAAUGAACAAUUGUCACCUUAGGGAUUUACAUUUUGUAGGUCCUUCCUUUACGUGGAGCAAUAACCGAGCUGAUGAUGAAAACAUUCAAGAGAGACUGGAUCGUUUUGUCGCUACGGAGGAUUGGAUCAAAUUAUUCCCCUGCUCAAUGGUUGAACAUCUGCCUCGCCGCAAGAAAAAGAAGAAAAGAAGGAGGGGUUUUAAAUUUGAAAAGGAGUGGCUCCGUGACGAUGAAUAUGGUAACAUUAUCUCGGAGGCAUGGAAUUUGGAUCCGGAUAGCAAUGUGAAGCAGAAAAUUGAAGCGUGUUCUGCCAGGUUGCGCUCAUGGAGCUCAAAUAAAUCAAUUGAUUUUACCGAGGAGAUUAAGUGCCGUAGAGAAAGAAUGGCAGCCUUAAUGAACCUUGAGCCAACAGAUGACAACAUUGCAGAAAUGAAAGAAAUUGACAAGGAGAUUGAUGAGCUAGAGGGGAGAGAAGAAGCAUACUAG